Carcharodon carcharias (great white shark) is the source of this 1870-nucleotide messenger RNA. RefSeq names its product collagen alpha-1(VII) chain-like. The record is from RefSeq and is a predicted model, not a curated record. NCBI's taxonomy places the organism in Eukaryota, Metazoa, Chordata, Chondrichthyes, Lamniformes, Lamnidae. Gene Ontology annotation, molecular function: serine-type endopeptidase inhibitor activity. Bases 1 to 1767 code for a protein of 588 amino acids. The transcript has 25 exons.
AUGUGGCCCUGGACCUUGGAAUGCGCCAGUCUGCAACACUCAGUCACGGACAACCCUUUGUACUGGGAGAUCAACAAGUUUUGGGCAGACCAAAGAGCAUCAUUCACCAAGUUGGUCCUGCAGCUGCAGUUGAUGUUUAUCUCUGCAUGUGUCACUGGGAAUAAGCCGGGAGCCCGAGGUAAAAGAGGCAAGAAUGGUUCGCCUGGACCACCUGGAAUUAUGGGGUCAUCUGGCAAGCAGGGUCUUCCAGGGAAGCUUGGCAUCAAAGGUUACAAAGGUGACAUUGGAGUGGGGGCCCAAGGACCAAGAGGAGCCCGAGGCAUUCCUGGUCGUAAGGGAGUUAACGGUGCUCCUGGAUCUAUAGGUGUCCCAGGACUCAUGGGUCUGAAAGGAUUGCCUGGUCAGAAAGGAGAAAAGGGAGCUAAUGGGAUACCAGGAAUCAAAGGUGAUAAGGGAGACCCACAAGGCUUUUCUGGACCUCAGGGAUACAAAGGAGACAAGGGAGAGCAAGGUGAUAGAGGUCCACCAGGGUUCGAUGGUGAUAAAGGAGAGAAAGGUGAAGAUGGACCUCCAGGACUUAAGGGUCACAAAGGAGAGCCAGGAUCAAAAGGAUCAAUGGGAUUAUUUGGGGCCAGAGGUCCUGCAGGACAGAAGGGUGAAGCAGGCGAACAUGGCGGCAAUGGAAUCGCAGGUAGAGCUGGACUUGACGGUAAAAGUGGAGCUAAAGGAAUUAAAGGAGACAGAGGCUUGCAAGGCCGGAAAGGUGAACUGGGGGAUAAGGGUGACCAAGGCUUAAAAGGAGACAGUGCUCCCAGAGGUGAGAAGGGAUCAAGGGGUCUUCCAGGACAAAAAGGACAACCAGGAAUUGGGGCUGAAAGGGGUGAAAAGGGUGAACCUGGGUUACCAGGAAAGCUGGGUUUAGACGGCCUUCUGGGACUAAAGGGGGCUCGUGGAUUUCCAGGCCUUCCAGGGUCCAAAGGAGUUCCAGGAGAUAAAGGGCAAAAGGGUUCUAAGGGCAUACCUGGACUCACUGGCUUCAAAGGGGUUACUGGUUUACCUGGAAAGCUCGGCUCCCCUGGACCACCAGGGUCUCAAGGUCCCAAAGGUGAACCUGCAGCAAAGGGCGAAGCAGGGAAGAGGGGGAGAACACGCCGGGGUCAGAGAGGAUCUCCAGGGAUCUCUGGAGCAAAAGGAGAUCAGGGAGAAGUUGGCCCAAUUGGUCUGAAGGGUGAGAAAGGAGAUCCUGGACUUUCAGAAGAAGAAGUGAAAGAAGUUGUGAGGAAAGAAAUGAGUGACAAAUGUGCUUGUGCAGGAAGAGAUUUCCAUCUGAUUAUUAGGACAGAUGAUUCUGAUGAAGACUGGGGAAAAGGUGCAGAAAGGAAGAAGGGUGCAUUUGAUGGAAAAGACUAUGAAGAUGACAGUGAAGAAAUUGAGUUUGAAGAUGAAGUUGGCUUUGGAAAUGCAACACAAAUUGAGCAACAGAUGUCAAACACUACAGUUAUGUUGAAUAAUGAAGAUUUAAUGGGCACGUCCUUUAAGAAGAAGCAGCUUCUGGAAAGCCCAUUAACAGCUCCUUGUAGCCAGCCAAUGGAUGAAGGUUCCUGUUCACAAUAUCAGCUGCUGUGGUAUUAUUCUCCAGAAGGCAAUGAAUGCAGACCAUUUGUAUACAGUGGCUGUGGAGGAAACAGCAAUCGUUUCCCUUCAAAGCAAGGGUGUAUAGAUAGAUGUAUGGUAAGAAAAAAGGAUAGACACCAGGAAGAUAAAUGAUGACCUCCCUCUUUGAAAAAAAAAUAUAUUUUUUGUACCUUGAGCCAGUAACAAAUUGAUGUCAAUGAAUGUCCCUCUGCAUUGAACAAGAUAAGAUAACGAA